Molecule: messenger RNA, 861 nt
Organism: Arxiozyma heterogenica
Lineage: Eukaryota; Fungi; Ascomycota; Saccharomycetes; Saccharomycetales; Saccharomycetaceae
Gene: MCM1
Product: transcription factor MCM1
Exons: 1
Coding region: 1-861 (286 amino acids)
Biological process (GO): positive regulation of transcription by RNA polymerase II
Molecular function (GO): protein dimerization activity; RNA polymerase II cis-regulatory region sequence-specific DNA binding; DNA-binding transcription factor activity, RNA polymerase II-specific
Source: RefSeq, a predicted model, not a curated record
AUGUCGGACCAAGAUAUCAAACCAGCCGUGUCACUAUCACCAAGUGCAACCUCAUUAAAUUCAGAAAAUCCAAUAGUCAACAACAACGACGUCAGUGAUGCUGGAAGCACAAAUGGCAAUGGUAAAGAAAGGAGAAAAAUCGAAAUAAAAUUUAUUGAAAAUAAAACAAGACGACAUGUCACUUUCUCUAAGCGUAAACAUGGUAUCAUGAAGAAAGCCUUUGAAUUGUCUGUUUUGACUGGUACUCAAGUGCUUUUGUUGGUUGUCUCUGAAACUGGGCUAGUUUAUACUUUUAGCACGCCUAAAUUUGAACCUAUUGUCACCCAACAAGAGGGUAGAAAUUUGAUCCAAGCAUGUUUAAAUGCUCCUGAUGAAGAAGAAGAGGAAGAGGAGGAGGAAGAUCCAGAGGCUCGGAGACAGAGAAUAGCAGCACAACAACAAGCACAACAAAUACAACAGGCACAGCAACAAGUUCAACAACAUCAAGUUGCUAUGCAACAUGCACAACAACAAGGGCAAAUAACAGUUCAGCAACAACAACAAGCACAACAGCAACAACAACAACAGCCAGGACAAAUCCCAAUGCCUACUAAUCAAAUACCACCUCAAAGUGCAGCCCAAUUACAACAAUUACAACAGGGUAGUAAUGAGAAUCUACAUCCUUUCACUAUGGACAGUUUCCCAGGUCCAAAUGUUGGCCAAACAAACAAUCAACCAACCACGGGAAACAAUCCAACCAACAACAAUAUGAUAAAUAAUAAUAGUAACAAGCCAGACUCAUCGGUCAAUGGAAACAACAAUCCAAAUAACCCAGUGUAUCAACAAUAUUUUCAAUCAACACAACAACAACCUCAAUUUUAA